AUGGCGUUCAUAAAACACGGUGGGAUACUGUUGCUUUUUGUGAUAGCAGAGAUCAGCGCUGCCACGGAAUUCUUUAGAACGCCUCGUCAAUCCGGUCCGGGCAGCAUCUUCACAACCGGCAAUGGAGAACCAUGUCUCGGAGGUGACAGGUCCACUGGGGGCGUGUGCUUAUCAAGGAACCAGUGCAACACCCAGGGUGGGAAGGCUAUAGGAUUCUGUGGAGUCUUCGCUACGUGUUGUUCGUUAAACGCAUGUGAUAUACGGACAAACACGAAAGUCGCGGUCUUCAUCAACCCCCCCUUGAACAGAGAGUCGUCAGGCCUAGAAUGUUCUUACAACAUUGAGAUCAACAACAACAACGUAUGCCAAAUGAGGAUCGACUUCGAGACGUUUAAUCUCGCACCGCCUACCACUGUUGAUCCGGUCGAAAAUGUAACCCACCGUCCAGGGUUCGUCUGCAAGAAUGACAUCUUCCAAGUAACCAAUUUACACGCGAACUCUGAUUUCCUGCCGUCACUGUGUGGUGACAAUAGCGGUCAACACAUUUACGUGCGAGUAAACGCCUCAACCAAUAGCCGUUCCAUUCGUCUGAACUUCAAACUAGCUGACCGCGUCUCUCAGCCCAACCUGCCUCAAGCUACUUGGAAAAUUAAAGUUACACAGCUGGAGUGCUUCAAUACACUGGGCAAAUACCGGGACGGUAUCCUGGAGGCUAUAACUGCAUCACUGCCAGCUACUCCCUUCACGAGCACUGCAGACAGGGACGAAUACUUGAUCGCGCCACCCGGCUGUUUGCAGUACUACCCUGAUCGCGCGGGUUUCUUCGAAUCGUUUAAUUACAACCGCGGUGCUGGUCCGUACAUCGCCAACAUGGCGUACGCGACCUGUUUCAAACGGAACUCCGACGUUUGUGGUAUUAAGUUGACAGCAGCCAGCUUUGACAUGGCUUACCACGAUGAUUCCAACUUGUAUCUGGACACGGAUUGUCAAAUGAAUCCAGUGACUCAGGGUUUCGCGCAAUCCGAGGAUUACCUGUUCAUCCCCGAGGCGGAGACCGCUGACGGCCUGAGAGGCUCCAAGUUUUGUGGAUCGAGUGCAUCAAACCAAAUUAUUGCAUCGACGCCCCCCGGCCCCCUGUACGUGUACUUCCACAGUGACAACCUAGUGACUCAAGACGUUAACGAAGCCGGCUUCCGCUUUAACUACAACGUACUCAACAACUGCUAUAUUAAACAUUAAUCUACAAGCGCCAUAUUGUGAAUUAAUUACUAAAUUAUUGCAAAUGAAAGUUCAUAUAAAUUAUCGACUAUACAUAUAAUUGUUGUUUAGUUAAUGCUGUCUUCUUCUCUCAAAUGUCAAAUCGAUGAUGACAGAAAGAAAGGAAUCAUUUAACUAAACAGUCACUGAAUAACGU
Messenger RNA from Nymphalis io (European peacock), 1414 nucleotides. RefSeq lists its product as uncharacterized. The transcript has 9 exons. The record is from RefSeq and is a predicted model, not a curated record. The coding region runs from base 1 to 1239 and encodes 412 amino acids. NCBI's taxonomy places the organism in Eukaryota, Metazoa, Arthropoda, Insecta, Lepidoptera, Nymphalidae.